Messenger RNA from Juglans microcarpa x Juglans regia, 2257 nucleotides. Its product is annotated as dynamin-related protein 1C-like. The record is from RefSeq and is a predicted model, not a curated record. The transcript is spliced from 16 exons. Lineage: Eukaryota; Viridiplantae; Streptophyta; Magnoliopsida; Fagales; Juglandaceae. Gene Ontology annotation, cellular component: microtubule; membrane; cytoplasm. Bases 262 to 2094 code for a protein of 610 amino acids. Gene Ontology annotation, molecular function: microtubule binding; GTPase activity; GTP binding.
CUAAUAUUAACCUAAGCUUAAGCAAAUUACAUAAAUAUUCAAGCAUGCAACUAUAGUAUUAUAGCAGUUUUUUCCGUUUAUUCUUCUUUUCUCUCUCAGAUUGACGUAGUGCAUGCGAUUGAAUUCAAAGCCUCAUUCUUGAUCCUGCAUUUUCUUCUCGGAUCCAAAUCAUUCUAUACCCUAAACCCAGAUCCCAUAUUAAAUCUCCUGCGAUUCUACUAGACCAUUUUGAUUAGAUCUUCGAUCUCUUUCAAUCCCAAGAUGGCAACGAUGGAGAGCUUGAUCGGCCUCGUCAACCGCAUCCAGCGAGCCUGCACCGUCCUAGGCGAUUACGGCGGCGAGGGAAUGUCUCUAUGGGAAGCUCUUCCUUCGGUCGCUGUUGUCGGAGGCCAGAGUUCCGGGAAAUCUUCGGUUUUGGAAAGCGUGGUUGGAAGGGACUUCCUGCCUCGUGGAUCCGGUAUUGUUACACGGAGGCCGUUGGUGUUGCAACUUCAUAAGUUGGACAAGGGGCAGUCUGAAUAUGCAGAGUUUCUGCACGCACCAAAGAAAAGGUUUACUGAGUUUGCUUCGGUUCGUAGGGAGAUCCAAGAAGAAACAGAUCGAAUUACUGGGAAGACAAAACAGAUCUCUAACAUUCCAAUUCACCUUAGCAUAUAUUCUCCAAAUGUUGUAAACUUAACCCUCAUUGAUCUUCCUGGCUUGACAAAGGUUGCUGUAGAGGGACAGCCGGAAAGUAUCGUUGAAGAUAUUGAGAACAUGGUUCGUUCUUAUGUUGAGAAGCCCAACUGCAUUAUAUUGGCUAUUUCUCCUGCUAAUCAAGAUAUUGCCACCUCGGACGCUAUAAAGCUUGCUAGAGAAGUUGAUCCUGCAGGUGAAAGAACUUUUGGUGUCGUCACAAAACUUGAUCUGAUGGAUAAAGGAACAAACGCUUUGGAUGUUCUUGAAGGGAGGUCAUACAGGCUGCAACAUCCCUGGGUUGGAAUUGUGAACCGUUCACAAGCUGAUAUCAAUAAAAAUGUAGACAUGAUUGCUGCACGUCGAAAGGAGCGUGAAUAUUUUGAAACAAGUCCUGAAUAUGGACACUUGUCACAUAAAAUGGGCUCAGAGUAUCUUGCUAAACUUUUAUCGAAGCAUUUGGAGACUGUUAUCAGGCAGCGGAUACCAAGUAUCAUUGCUCUGAUAAAUAAAACCAUCGAUGAGCUUAAUGCAGAGUUGGACCGUAUAGGAAGGCCAAUUGCAGUAGACUCUGGGGCCCAGCUGUACACUAUUUUAGAAAUGUGCCGCGCAUUUGACCGGGUAUUUAAGGAACACCUAGAUGGAGGGCGGCCUGGUGGAGAUCGGAUAUAUGGGGUUUUUGAUCAUCAGCUACCAGCUGCUCUAAAGAAGCUCCCCUUUGACCGCCAUCUCUCUUUGAAAAAUGUCCAAAAAAUUGUUUCCGAGGCUGAUGGUUAUCAGCCCCAUUUGAUUGCUCCAGAACAAGGAUACAGAAGACUCAUUGAUGGAUCUAUCAGCUAUUUUAAAGGCCCAGCUGAAGCCUCUGUGGAUGCUGUGCACUUUGUUUUGAAAGAACUAGUGAGGAAAUCAAUAGCUGAAACGGAGGAAUUGAAACGAUUCCCAUCACUUCAGUCUGACAUAGCAGCUGCUGCCACAGAAGCAUUGGAAAAAUUUCGAGAUGAAAGUCGGAAAACAGUUCUGCGACUUGUGGAUAUGGAAUCUAGCUAUCUGACUGUGGAAUUUUUCCGGAAGCUUCAUCUUGAACCAGAGAAAAACUCAAACCCAUCAGGCCCAAAUAUGGACCGUUAUGCGGACAAUCAUUUCAGGAAGAUUGGUUCAAAUGUUAACGCUUACAUUAACAUGGUUUGUGAUACACUGAAGAAUUCAAUUCCCAAGGCUGUGGUCUAUUGUCAAGUUCGAGAGGCCAAGAGAUCACUGCUCAACCAGUUUUAUGCACACGUUGGAAGGAGGGAGAAGGAACAGCUGGGUGCAAUGUUGGACGAAGACCCAGCACUAAUGGAAAGGAGAACAGCCAUAGCUAAGAGGCUUGAACUGUACAAAUCAGCCAGAGAUGAGAUCGACUCCGUGGCCUGGAAAUAAUUGCAUACUACAAAUCAUUGCAUAUUCUUUUUGUACACUAAAAAUAAUGGUAGUCUACAUCAGUGUGAUUUGGUUUUCCGCCCCCUCUUAUCGUUUCCUUUGUCAGCAUCAUUAUUAAAAGUUGAUUUAAGUUUUAUGGGUUUCUCAACUCUCAUUUUUAAAA